AAAAGGCAGCCCUUCUGAAUAAAUUUAAUUCCACAUGAAUAUAAUUAAGUAGUCUAGUCUCGGGGCCGCAGAGCUCGCCAUGUGAGUUCAGCAUUUUUCCUUCAUUAAUUUCAAACCCCCACAUCUUUCCGAUCCAUCUUCCAACUAUGAUCAACCAAAAACUGCACAUUGCUAUACUAGCAAGCCCCGGUUUGGGUCAUCUCAUCCCGGUUCUUAUCCUCGGAAACCGCCUUGCCACCGAUCACGGUGCUAAGGUUACUGUAUUGGUCAACAAAACCAGCAGUUCUGUCGAGUCGCAAGUUCUCAACAACCUCGCUUCCGGCCCAAACAUGGAUAUACUCGAAAUUCCACCGGUCAACAUUUCUCACUUAAUCGACGCCGAUACUAAAGCGGUCGCGAAAAUAUGUAUUAUGGUGCGUGAGGCUUUGCCGUUUAUACGUUCCGCAAUUGCCGGGAUGAAGGACGGCCACCGGCCAGAUAUCUUGAUCAGCGACCUCUUCUGCACGGAAGCUUUCAGCAUAGCCACCGAGUUUAACAUGCCAAAGUACGUGUACGUUCCGACAAGCGCGUGGCAUGUUGCCCUGAAGAUGUAUUCUCCGGUUCUGGAUAAACAGAUUGAAGGUCAAUACGUUGACCAAACCGAGCCGCUGAAGAUUCCCGGCUGCAAAUCGAUCCGACCUGAGGACGUAGUCGAGCCGAUGGUUGACCGGAACGACCAGCAGUAUAGAGAACUAGUGCGGAUGGGAAGGGAGUUCUCGACCGGUGAUGGAAUUUUGAUCAACACUUGGGAGGAUCUCGAGCAGGUUACACUUGAAGCCUUCAGGGAAAACGAAUCUCUACGAGAAGUGAUAAUGUCAACGGUUUAUCCAAUUGGACCACUCACAAGGCCGGGUGAACCGAAGGGUCCGAAUCGAGAGAAUCAUGAGUUGAUGGAGUGGCUAGAUAUGCAACCAUGUGAAUCGGUCCUGUAUGUUUCAUUUGGAAGUGGUGGUACUUUAUCAGCUGAACAACUGAUUGAGCUUGCGUGGGGUUUGGAGAUAAGUCAACAGAGAUUCAUUUGGGUGGUCCGACCGCCUGCUCGGAUUGCUGAUGGGUCAUUUUUCACUUCGGGGAGUGGUUCGUCUGAUGGUACUCCGGAUUAUUUACCUGAAGGGUUUUUGGGUCGGACCAAGAACCUCGGUCUGAUUGUUUCACAAUGGGCUCCACAGGUGGAGAUUUUGAGCCAUCCGUCCGUCGGAGGGUUUCUUACUCACUGUGGUUGGAGCUCAACCUUAGAAAGCCUAAAAAAUGGAGUACCCAUGAUUGUUUGGCCGCUUUACGCGGAGCAAAGACUGAACGCCACCAUGCUUGCGGAGGAGCUCGGCGUAGCUGUCCGGCCUAAGGUUUUGCCGACGAAGAAAGUGGUGGACAGAAAGGAGAUUGAGGAAAUGGUGAGAACUAUCAUGGCAUCUGAAAAGGGCAAGUUGAUUCGGGAAAGGGUUAAACAAGUGAAGAUCAGUGCAUUGGAUGCAAUACAGGAGGGAGGAUCAUCGGUCAACGCUAUGCGUGAUUUUCUUAAAGAUGUCACCGUGAGGUUGAAUAUGCGGUCUUAGGCUACAAAAUUUAUGGUUUCGAUUUGUCAAACUAAUUUGUUCCGAUGAAUUUGCUUUUGUGUGUUUGUAUUGGAUUUUAUAAACCGAAUGGAUAUGAUGUCGCUGGUAUAUUAUUUUGAAGUUUCUCUUUUCCUUAUUCCCGUUGCACUAUGAUUACUAGAGAGAUGUUUAAUUCUAUGUGAAGUAUUUGUGUUUCUUGAUAGGCUAUUUACUUUUUUUUUUUUUUAUUUGUAUAAAACUACAUAUUGGUGUG
Oldenlandia corymbosa var. corymbosa is the source of this 1845-nucleotide messenger RNA. NCBI's taxonomy places the organism in Eukaryota, Viridiplantae, Streptophyta, Magnoliopsida, Gentianales, Rubiaceae. The record is from the annotation of a GenBank genome assembly.